AAAGCACCGAGUAGUUGCGAGUAGUUGCGAGAGGAGCUCCCAGUUCCCGCGGGUGCUCCUGUAUGUCCAGCGCCCACCAUGUGGCACCUGGUCCUGCUGUGGGGCUGCCUCUUGCUCCCAGGUUAUGCAGCCAUGGUGGGCCCUAAGGAGAUCAGUGGGUUUGAAGGUGACACGGUGUCCCUGCAGUGCACCUACAAGGAGGAACUGAGGACACGUCGGAAAUACUGGUGCAGGGAGAGUGGGUUCAUCCUGUCCCGCUGCUCGGGCACUGUCUAUGCGAAAGAAGAUGGCCAGGAGACGACGGAGGGCAGGGUGUCCAUUCGAGACAGCCCCCAGACGCUCACGCUCCACGUGACCCUGAGGAAGCUCACCCUGAAGGACGCCGGGAAGUACUUCUGUGGGGUCUCCAAACUGGGCCUUGAUGAGUCUUUCCUGGUCUCUCUGCUUGUCUUUCCAGGUCCCUGCUGUCCUCCUUCCCCCACUCCCUCCUUCCAGCCUCUUACUACAAGGAGCCUCCAGCCCAGGGCAAAAGCUUGGCAAACUCAGCCUCCAGCAUUGACUUCUCCUGGUCUCCACCACACAGUCACCACAGCCAAGCAGGGGAAGACAGGGGCCGAGGCCUCUCCGUCCACGGGGACCUCCCUGUACGGGCACGUGGGAACCUCCCCAGACACAGGAACCUCUCCGUACGCGGGGACCUCUCCUCAUGAAGCAACCUCUCCUCAUGCAGGGACCUCCCACCCAUCCACACAGCUGGACGCCACCUCCGCGAAGGACACCCAGCUGUCCCCCAGCAGCAGCAGCUCCGUGUCCAGGGUCUCCAUCCCAACGAUCCGCAUCUUGGCCCCGGUCCUGGUGCUGCUGGCCCUCCUCCUGGCCGCAGGCCUGAUUGCCCUCGGCAGCUAUCUGCUCCGCUGGAGGAAGGAAGCUCAACUGGCCACAGAGACACAGAGGAACGAGAAGGUCCACCUCUCACACUUGCCGCUGGAGUACACGGUGAUCAACCUCACAGGGCCCCUUGGGCCUCACGCCAGCCCCAGCCCCUGCACAGAAACCCAGUGCCUCAGCCAGACUUCAGAGGAAAAUGAAGCCCCUUCCCAGGACCCGGAGGAGGACAUGAUCACAGGGCCUCCCCUCCACAUGUCUGGGGAGGAGCUCAGCUUCUCGAAGUUCAUCUCAGUCUAGCGGCAAGAGUGCGCUCCAGGCCAGCCUGCGGGGAUCUGAAAGGCUGCAUUUGCACUAACUCAAGUAAGCUUUCUGCGACAGCUUCAAAGCCAGCCUGCCACGCUCUCCCCCACCCUCCCCAGGCCCUCCUCCUGCAUGCCCAGCCUGACCCAGAAGCCUUUGUCAGCCCCGGAGCCUCACAGUGCCAGGGGGACCCUGGGACCUCCCCAGUAUGUUCACCUCCCUGGACGGGGCGUGCAGCCUCUGGAGCUCGUCAGGCAGGCAAGACUCCGGAGAUCUGGCCUGAGUUUGAAUCUGCUGCAAGAAAUCCCCUGAGCCUGGGUGCCCAGGAACAGACCCCCACCUUCUUCUGCCUUCCUUCCAUCCUGACUCAGCACCACUUUUUCCUGCGUAAGUGCGCGUGGAGGAGGAGGGGGAAGAGCAUGCUGAGAAUAGACGGGGGUUCUGAUUUCUUGAAAUGUGACUGCAUCCCAGUCCUUCAGGAGGCUGGUUAAAAAUGUGAUUCCUGGGAGGGGCGCCUGGGUGGCACAGCGGUUAAGCGUCUGCCUUCGGCUCAGGGCGUGAUCCCCGGCGUUAUGGGAUCAAGCCCCACAUCAGGCUCCUCUGCUAUGAGCCUGCUUCUUCCUCUCCCACUCCCCCUGCUUGUGUUCCCUCUCUCGCUGGCUGUCUCUAUCUCUGUCAAAUAAAUAUAAAAUCUUUAAAAAAAAAUGUGAUUCCUGGGUUCUCCCAAGACCUACCAAAACCAGCUCUGGGGCUGGGCCCACAACUUUGCAUUUCUAGCAAGGGGCCGGUGACUCUAAUCCUUGCGUUUGACAAGCAGCGGGCUCAGGUUAGAGUCUACUUUGAUGUGUGGGGCCUCCCACCUGCUCCGCCCCAGAGGGGCUGCCCUGCCCAUGACACCGUGACCCAGCGGGGGGCUGUCGGAGUCCAGGCCCAAGUCAGGUGCGCGCUGGAAGGCUGAGCACAUGGCUGGCAGGGAGGGGUUGCCUUUCCCGGCUCCCCACCCAGCCGUGCAUCCCAGGUUUUGGAAGGAGGCUGGAGAAAAGCUUGGCUCCUUUCUUGUUGAGAAAGGGUUCAUUGCCUGUGGGUUGGGGUUAGGGAGGGGUAGGAAAGCACAGGGUGCAGGUGGGCAUCUAAAAGGCAGGAGAGAGGGGAUAGGGCAGGAACCUAAGAGGAACCUGAAGGUGACCCUGAGUCUGGCCCCCAGGACUGCUUUUUUUUUUUUCUUUUUCGACUUUCUUUAAAAAGUGCAAUGGGUGGUCACUCAGUAUACAAAAGUUAGAGACACGGCAGGGAGGAGAAGAAAACUCGCUCAGGCUCACCACUCCCCCAGACAAUCACUGCUGUGUUUUGUUGUGUUUCCUUCCUGUUUCUUUACUCCACAUCAUUUCCUGGAUUUCACUACUUUAGAUCCUGCUUUUUCCACUUAAUUCUUUCUUAAGAUUUCUAUUUGUAAGUAAUCUCGACACCCAACGUGGGGCUCGAACUCACAACCCCGAGAUCAAGAGUCGCACGCUCCACCAACUGUGCCAGCCAGGCGCCCGCCCACUUAAUUCUUAGGCACUUUUCUCCAUGUUUUACCAACGUUUAUAUAUAAAAUGUGUAUCA
Molecule: messenger RNA, 2793 nt
Organism: Ailuropoda melanoleuca (giant panda)
Lineage: Eukaryota; Metazoa; Chordata; Mammalia; Carnivora; Ursidae
Gene: CD300LG
Product: CD300 molecule like family member g
Exons: 8
Coding region: 79-1185 (368 amino acids)
Cellular component (GO): plasma membrane
Molecular function (GO): transmembrane signaling receptor activity
Source: RefSeq, a predicted model, not a curated record